ACACAACAGAUAUCAACAGUCAGAGCAUGGUUGGUAAAAAACAGAACACGAAAGCAAGGGACUCUAAGCAAUUAGCUGGACCUUUUUUUUUUUUGUUAAACAAAAGGUUAAACACGGGCCUAUUAAAGAUACAGACCUAACCCCCAGAUAAGAGGUGCAGCCCACGACAGGCCCUCUCCCGGAUUUUCAUACGGACGUAUCCGCAGCUAUGGUGAGCAGAACAAUGUAACUUAGUUUCCGCAGCAAGAAGAUCGAAUUCGGAAUGUGUUUGCAUCCAAGGCUCGUCCACUACUACUGGACCACAAAGUCCACUCACUUUAUUAAAGUAUCAAUACAAAUACUAAUCAUUGCCUUUUUUCUUAAAAUUGUUCCAUUUACAAAUAUUUCAUUGAAAAUAAUUAAAAAAAAAAUCUUGCAAACUCUAUUUUUAUUUGUCAAAAAUAUUAUAUUUUCUCUUUGUGAUAAUUAUUUUAUUGAACCUGACACCAACUCGUUCAGAAAUUGAGUGAGCAUUUAAUUUUUUGUUAACGCUGUGAAUAAAAUGAAAAAAAAAAAACAUACACGUAUUAUCACGAAGUUACCGUAUAACAUGUUUAAUAUUUGGUUUUUGUUCUUAAUUGAAAAAAUUAUACUUAAACCGUAACGAACCGAGAAAUUAGCGCUAAAGACUCCAAGCUUGCUUCUUUCAAAACAAAGCUAACUAUAGCUGAUGAGCACACAGAGAGAGGCUUAAUGGAAAUCGAGCGGAAGCUGCUGCGUCUCCUCCACGGCCACAGCACUCGAACCCGUUUACCCGAGAUCCACGCCCACCUCCUCCGCCACUCCCUCCACGGCUCCAAUCUCCUCCUCGCCCACUUCAUCUCCAUCUGCGGGUCCCUCCGCUACUCCGACUACGCCUCGCGCGUCUUCUCCCACAUCCAAAACCCCAACGUCCUCGUCUUCAACGCCAUCAUCAAAUGCUACUCCCUCGUCGGCCCUCCUCUAAAGUCCCUCUCUUUCUUCUCCUCCAUGAAAGCCCGCGGCAUCUGGGCCGACGAGUACACCUACGCGCCUCUCCUCAAAUCGUGCUCGUCGAUUUCCGAUUCACGAUUCGGGGAGUGCGUCCACGGUGAGGUUGUUAGGACCGGGUUGAACCGGCUUGGUUCGAUUCGGAUCGGGGUCGUGGAGCUUUAUGCUGCGGGUGGGAGGAUGGGUGAUGCGCAGAAGGUGUUCGACGAAAUGCCUGAGAGAAACGUUGUCGUUUGGAACUUGAUGAUUAGAGGGUUCUGCGACUCUGGGGAUGUUGAGAGAGGUCUUGGAUUGUUCCGGAAGAUGAGGGAGAGGAGUGUUGUGUCGUGGAACUCGAUGAUUUCGAGCUUGUCUAAAUGUGGCAGGGGCCGUGAGGCUUUGGAGCUUUUCUGUGAAAUGGUUGAUCAAGGCUUCGAUCCAGACGAGGCCACUGUGGUGACUGUCUUGCCCGUCUCUGCUUCUCUCGGAGUUUUGGAUACUGGGAAAUGGAUUCAUUCCACGGCAGAAGCCAAGGGUUUGGUUAAAGAUUUCGUCACCGUGGGAAACGCUUUGGUUGAUUUUUACUGCAAGAGCGGCGACUUGGAGGCUGCGAAAGAGAUAUUCAAGAAAAUGCAGCGGAGAAAUGUGGUUUCUUGGAACACAAUGAUAUCAGGAUCAGCAGUUAACGGGAAUGGGGAGUUCGGGAUAGACUUGUUCGAUGAUAUGAUUACGGAAGGAAAAGUAUCUCCAAACGAAGCGACGUUCUUGGGGGUUUUGGCGUGUUGCUCAUACACUGGUCAGGUUGAGAAAGGAGAGGAGUUGUUCGGUUUGAUGAUGGAGAGAUUCAAGCUUGAGCCGAGCACUGAGCACUAUGGUGUAAUGGUUGAUUUAAUGAGCAGGAGCGGACGGAUCAAAGAGGCGUUUGAGUUUCUCAAAGGCAUGCCUGUAAAGGCCAAUGCGUCGAUGUGGGGUUCGCUUCUCAGUGCGUGCCGCAGCCACGGAGAUGUGAAGCUAGCUGAGGUUGCAGCUAUGGAGUUGGUGAGGAUAGAGCCGGAGAAUUCGGGGAACUAUGUGUUGUUAUCUAAUCUGUAUGCAGAGGAAGGGAGAUGGGAAGAUGUAGAGAAGGUAAGAGCGUUGAUGAAGAAGAAAUCUCUGAGAAAAUCUACAGGCCAAAGCAGUGUUUGCAAUGUAUCAUCCUAAGAAGUAUUCUUUGAUAUCAUAAUGAUUACUACUUCACAAUCAGAAUCACAUUUUUGUUUUA
This is a messenger RNA of Brassica rapa (field mustard), 2248 nucleotides long. Its product is annotated as pentatricopeptide repeat-containing protein At1g09190. The record is from RefSeq and is a predicted model, not a curated record. Lineage: Eukaryota; Viridiplantae; Streptophyta; Magnoliopsida; Brassicales; Brassicaceae. Gene Ontology annotation, molecular function: protein binding; RNA binding. Gene Ontology annotation, biological process: RNA modification.